AUACCGCCGAGUGGAUCCCCAUCCGAGCGCCCCUUGUAUCACACACACACACACAACCAGCCUGGCCCGGUCCCUCCCUAUCUACCCUGUCUCUCCAGAGCAAACCCCCUUUCUUCUUCUUCUCCGUCAACAACAACAUAAACAACAACAAAAUGUCAACCCACAUCCACCUCACAACAGCCUUCACCUCCCUCCUCACCGCCGCCAUCCACUCAAUCCUCUACACCCGCGCCCUCUACCCACGCGCCUCCUUCCUCGCCACCCGCUUCCACAACUACCCCGUCCACCAAUCCCGCCACCCCCUCGUCUGCACCUGGAUCAACGACGCCGUCGCCGCAAUCACCCCUCUCCUCGCCUCCAACUCCCUCGCCCACGUCGUGGUGGUCAUAUACUCCGCCCUGCACGUCCCCCUUGAGCGCUUCGUCUUUGACGUCUCUCGCUUCCCCGUCGUGGCGCCUAGAGAUAGGGAAUUGGUGAUUGAGCGUGCGGAGGCUGCGGGGGCAGGGGCAGGGGCGGUGCCGCCGAGCGACGCGGAGCUGGAGAGGAGGCAUGAUCGGGUUAGUGUGGAGCUAUCGGAGAGCUUCCGGGCCGUCAUGGCGCGGCUGAGCAGCGUGUCGACGAGGCUGGCGCCGUUGCCGCCGGACUGCAGUUUCGCGGUUGCGGUGGAGUUGAAGGAGGAGGCUGAGGCGCCGAUUGGGCAUCCGCAGCCGUGGAUUCCGGCGGAGCCGGGAUUGCAGGUGAGUGGGCGGGUUGGCGAUGGGGACCGGAAAAGGGGUGGGCAGUUGGGUGGUGCGAGGACGGUGCCGGUGCGGGCGGUGGAGGCUGGGGAGAUGGUGCUGGAGGUGUGGGUUGAGGAGGGGAGUGGCAAGAUGGAGGAGGCGAGUCAGGAGACGUUUCCUAGUAGUAGUAGUAGUAGUAGCAGUGGGUUCCAAUGACAAACGAGGAUGCUGAGAAGCUUAUAAGCGAUUAAUUCACAGCGCGAGUCUCAGGGCUCAAAUCUACACUAAUAUGUACAUAUAGAAAGUGCGACCCCCAUGGAUCGUUGACUGGGGGAAAAAACAUAUGGGUAUUCGGAAA
Pseudovirgaria hyperparasitica is the source of this 1077-nucleotide messenger RNA. Its product is annotated as DNA-binding protein. The record is from RefSeq and is a predicted model, not a curated record. Gene Ontology annotation, cellular component: zeta DNA polymerase complex. The transcript has a single exon. The coding region runs from base 153 to 935 and encodes 260 amino acids. Lineage: Eukaryota; Fungi; Ascomycota; Dothideomycetes; Acrospermales; Acrospermaceae.